AUGCAACCAGAAGGAGGUUUGGUACUCCGUUUCAUUAUCGUGGGCGGUGGAUUAGCGGGAUUGGCAACCGCCAUAGCACUUGCCCAGCAGAAUCAUCUCGUUUCGAUUCUGGAAGCGCAGGAGUCCUUCAGUCAAAUUGGUGCUGGCAUCCAGCUUCCACCAAACUGCUGCAAGAUAUUGAAACAUCUCGGUAUCUUAGAAUCCGUACGCCAGCUAUCCACGAUUCCCCAAGAGAUCGAUUUCUUGUCUUACCGGAAUGGCGAACUCCUCUGCCGAACGGCUCUAGCUCCGGAUACGGAAACUGACUAUGGCGCGCCGCAUCUUGUUGUCCAUCGUGGGCGACUUCUCGGGGUUCUUUUGCAGAAGGCAGAAGAACUGGGUGUAAAUCUCCACACCAACUGCGCCGUAACGCGUAUUGACUUCGAUUCGCCCGCCGUAUUCACAAACGACGGCCGUAAAUUUACCGCUGAUGUCGUGAUUGGUGCAGACGGAAGCCGGAGCUCCUGUCUUGCAGCCUUGGACGGCACGAGUAUUUCCCAGCGUCGUCCCAGAAAGAUGGUCUACCGCCUGACACUACCGUCACACGUUCUCAAAAUGCAUGAAGACACUGUGCAUCUCGUGUCGCCUGCGAAAAUAACAUACUGGAUGGGUCCCGCUGCCCAUGUUGUGUGCUACGAUCUCACGCACGACGGCGUCUGCAACAUGGUUCUUAUCAAGAACAUGCCUGAACCGACUUCAGCGCAGCGUGGUCCUGGAUUCGAUGCGAUCACAGAGUUGGAGGAGACGUUUCGUGAUUGGGAUCCUGUUCUCUCACAUGUAAUUAAACUUGCGGAUACAGUUAGGUUCUGGCCUCUCCAACAAGCCCGUAUAGCGGAGAAAUGGACACACGAGGGCGGAAAGUUUGUUCUUAUUGGCGAUGCGAGCCAUACCAUGGCAACAUACCUUGCUCAAAGUGCCGCUCAAGCCUUUGAGGAUGCAGCGCUUCUGGGAGAGCUCUUUGCAAGGAUCCAAAGUAUUCACCAGGUAGGCGAUGCACUGCGGAUCUUCGAAUUGGUCCGCAAGGAGCGAGUAGCAAGUAUCGCUCGCGUGUCGGAGAUCAUUGGGGAGAUUGGGGAACUCGAGGACGGCGCUCUGCAACAGGAGCGGGAUCGGCAAUUGAAGGAAAUGACGCCAUCUGCUGGCUAUGCUAAUCCUUAUUCUGAUCCGUCUGUCCGAAAGAUCCUGUACGAGUACGAUCUUAUUGCCGAUGUUGACUUGGCUUGGAAGCGCUAUGAAAGGGGAGGGUAAAUUGGCACCGUCAGUUCUGGUUUGUCCGAUGUGGAGUUCCGGAAAGAAGAAGUGUAGGGUCUUGAAAUGGUCAAUGGGCAUUCCCUUUCCAGAAGAAGAAAGGAAGUUGAUUGCAAGAGGGAUUCCCGGAACGGCGCGGGACGCACGCUCAUUGAUGAGAUACAUGCGGUUGUGGUCCAGUUAGAGGCUCGUUUCUACACGCUCGGAUGAAGACGUGUCUGCCUUACGUUCUCCGCUAAUAUCGCUGCUCCCACGUGGCUUAGAAUGACUUUGUCCCUAAUUGCUCUGUCUCCAGC
Molecule: messenger RNA, 1583 nt
Organism: Westerdykella ornata
Lineage: Eukaryota; Fungi; Ascomycota; Dothideomycetes; Pleosporales; Sporormiaceae
Product: FAD/NAD(P)-binding domain-containing protein
Exons: 3
Coding region: 1-1287 (428 amino acids)
Biological process (GO): secondary metabolite biosynthetic process
Molecular function (GO): FAD binding; monooxygenase activity
Source: RefSeq, a predicted model, not a curated record